Molecule: messenger RNA, 2814 nt
Organism: Lachancea meyersii CBS 8951
Lineage: Eukaryota; Fungi; Ascomycota; Saccharomycetes; Saccharomycetales; Saccharomycetaceae
Source: the annotation of a GenBank genome assembly
AUGGUAAAAUCGUACCAACGAUUUGAGCAGGAAUCUGUACUUGGUGUUAUUUCUAGCAAUACGAAUUGCUUAUGGGUUCCUUCCGAGACAAGAAAUGGCUCUGGCCAGGUGCUCACAGGCGCCCUAGAAAAUGUUAACUGCUGGUCCAUGAAGUCGGGAGAGCUGAUAGGAACUCUCAGUGACGGGUUCCCACCAGGUGCUGUGGAUGCAAAAACAACGAGACCCGCUGAAUCUUCUUUCCUUCAAUACCAUACUGAGACAAAUCUGCUAGCCGUAGGCUAUGCCGACGGUGCAAUCAAAAUCUGGGAUCUACUCUCGAGGUCUGUUCUCAUCAAUUUCAACGGUCACAAAUCUGCUAUCACAAUGUUGAGGUUUGAUAGCACGGGGACGAGACUAAUAUCUGGAGCCAAGGACUCAGAUGUCAUUGUUUGGGAUCUCGUGGCCGAAGUAGGCCUGUACAAACUACGCUCGCACAAGGACUCUGUGACUGGGAUAUGGUGUUACGGGGAGGAGUGGCUGAUCAGCACGUCCAAAGACGGUCUCAUCAAGAUUUGGGAUUUGAAAACGCAGCAAUGCGUGGAGACCCAUAUGGCCCAUGUUGGAGAGUGUUGGAGUUUAGGUGUUCAUGGCGAUCUUGUCGUUACUGCCGGUGCUGACAACCAGCUCAAGCUGUGGAAAUUGGAUCUAGAGGCUACUCCGGGCCAAAUGCUGACGGAAAAGGGUAUCGCCGAGAAACAGAGUAAACAAAGAGGUGUGGCAAUCGAGUUUAUCAGCGUCAAAGAGACUGCUGUUUUUUUCCUAGUACAGAAUGCUGAUAGAUCUGCUGAAAUUUUCAGACUGCGGACUGCAGAAGAAAUAGCGAAAGCGUUAAAAAGAAGAGAAAAGAGGCUUACCGAGAAAGGUCUAGAUCAGAAUGAAAUCGAACAGAAUUUGAAGGACUCAUACACUUCGUUCGUGAUGCAUCCCUUUCAGGUUGUAAGAUCGACAUUUCGAAUCAAAGCAGUUUGCUGGGCUACUGUAACCACUUCCAAACUAGAGUUAGUCGUGACCACCGCUAACAACACUAUCGAUUAUUUUUCAAUUCCGUACCAAAAGAGAGAGCCAACAACUCCGUCCCCAGCAAAGCUGUACUCUAUCGAUAUGAAUGGUCACCGCACGGAUGUUCGUGCAAUUGAUAUCAGCAAUGACGGCAAACUUUUGGCCACUGCAUCCAACGGUCUUCUAAAAAUCUGGAAUAUGAAAACAGAGAGCUGCAUAAGAACUUUUGAGUGUGGGUACGCCUUGACUUGUAAAUUUCUUCCUGGGGGUGCUUUGGUGGUUUUGGGGACCAAGUCGGGAGAGCUACAGCUUUUCGACUUGGCAUCAUCGACGCUACUCAGUACUGAUGUCGGACACACAGAUGCAAUCUGGUCUCUGGAUAUUACUAGUGAUGGCAAGAGACUCGUUACAGGAUCUGCUGACAAGACAGUCAGGUUUUGGGAUUUUCAAAUUGAACAGGAGCCUGUUCCGGACUCUGUCAACAAAUUUGUACCAAAACUUAAACUCUUCCAUGAUACGACCUUGGAACUUAAUGAUGAAGUGCUGGCGGUGAAAAUAUCGCCAGACGACAAAUUUCUAGCCGUGUCCUUGCUCGACAACACAGUGAAAGUAUUUUUCUUGGACUCUAAGAAGUUCUUUUUGAGUUUGUACGGUCACAAGCUGCCUGUGUUGUCAAUUGACAUAUCUUUUGAUUCCAAGCUAUUGAUUACUUCCUCGGCUGAUAAAAACAUCAAGAUAUGGGGCCUAGAUUUCGGUGAUUGUCACAAGUCUCUAUUUGCUCACAAUGACUCCAUCAUGAAAGUAGCCUUUGUGCCCGAAUCUCACAACUUUUUCAGUUGUAGUAAGGAUACCUUGGUAAAAUACUGGGAUGGUGACAAAUUCGAGUGUAUCCAAAAGCUUGCGGCCCAUCAGAAAGAAGUCUGGGCGCUCGCGAUAUCUUCUGACGCCAAGACUGUUGUAUCUGCGUCUCAUGAUCAGAGUAUACGUGUUUGGUCUGAGACUGACGAUCAAGUUUUCUUGGAGGAAGAGAGAGAACGCGAAUCCGAUGAAAAAUACGAAGAAACUCUGUUAAACUCUCUUGAGGAUGGUACUGGUGACGACAUGUUCCGUAAAGAAGAAAACGAGUCCGGUGAACCUGCUGAUCAAUCAACGGAUGUUCACAAACAAACUGUUGAAUCAUUGAAAGCAAGUGAGAGGUUGGUGGACGCCCUGGACCUCGGGAUGGCAGAGAUCAAGACCAUGUUGGAACACGAAAAAGCUGUCAAGGCUUGGCAAAAGAAGAAGUCGGGCCCACAUCCAGGUGUACCUCAACCAAAUAGCAUCCUACUUGCCGUUCAAAAAACCCCACUGCAGUACAUUAUGGAUGUGCUAGUGAAAAUUAGGCCCUCGCAACUUGAAGACGCUUUGUUGGUGCUUCCUUUCUCUUACGUGUUGGAUGUGCUUCAAUUUAUUGACUUGGUUCUCGAAGAGAAAAGUAUAAUGGCAAGGCGGAUGCCAUUGGUCUGCCGAGUGCUCUUCUUCAUCAUACGAUCCAAUCACAAAGAGCUGUUUUCGCAGAAGAGCCCCGAGCUUAAGGUCCAAAUUGACAGGAUUAAACUUGGACUAAGGAACUCUAUCCAAAAUAAAGUCGAUGACCUAGGAUUUAACCUUCAAGGAUUAAAAUUUAUUAAGCAACAGUGGAAUUUGAAGCAUAACUUCGACUUCUCGGACGACAUCACAAAGAGCAGCGAAGCUGAUAAGAGGGUGAAAAAAAGGGUCUUUGAAACCUUAGUAUAG